Amphiprion ocellaris (clown anemonefish) is the source of this 4388-nucleotide messenger RNA. It is a transcript of the gene tle3b, whose product is annotated as TLE family member 3, transcriptional corepressor b. The transcript has 22 exons. Gene Ontology annotation, molecular function: transcription corepressor activity; protein binding. Gene Ontology annotation, cellular component: transcription regulator complex; nucleus. NCBI's taxonomy places the organism in Eukaryota, Metazoa, Chordata, Actinopteri, Pomacentridae. Gene Ontology annotation, biological process: negative regulation of canonical Wnt signaling pathway; regulation of DNA-templated transcription. The record is from RefSeq and is a predicted model, not a curated record. Bases 680 to 3079 code for a protein of 799 amino acids.
UCAGUGCACAGUCUGUGUGUGGUAGAGCGCGCGGCGGAGGAACUGGGAGCCCAACGGCAGGCUGGCGGUGUUGUUCACGACGGCCGACAUUUUACGGUUUUUUUUAUUUUAAAAAACUAAAAAUUAACCGGUUUACUCGGCCAGCAACCGUCUCUGGACUUACCGGGGGUGAUUCGCGCUACGCUGCUGGAUCUAACGCGGGCUUUCUUUGAAGUUGUCUGCGGUCAAACAACUCGCCCCAGUCGAGGAGGUUUCCAGCGUCCGGGCGACCGACGGAGCGAGAGGAACCGGGACGGAGACGCCGCUCUCCGCUUCGGGAUCACCCGGGGUUUAAAAGCACUCUGAAGGGGGCCCAAAGAAGAAGCGACGACCGACAUUUUCUGCUCUUAUCAGUCAAGGAUAUUAAGCCGUUUUCGUGGAUACUGUUUUUUUGUACCUGUGCAGAGGAGGGGAGGAAUCAGUCGAGACAAAGGUACAAAGGAAGGCCGGGAGGUGAUCCGUCCAGCGGUAGGGGUCUGACUGAGCGCCUCGGAGCCGAAAAAGAGGCUUUGUCUGCCGCCAUCCUGCGUCCGUACCGGGGGGAGGGGGUGGCGGUGAUUUAGCGCACCUUCACCGGGAUUAACGGAGUGAAAGGAAGGGAGAGAACACGUAGAUUCCCCCCGAGGAAAAACGACUCGACAUGUAUCCGCAAGGCCGGCAUCCGGCACCUCACCAGCCAGGACAGCCUGGCUUCAAGUUCACGGUGGCAGAGUCCUGUGAUCGGAUCAAAGACGAAUUUCAGUUCCUGCAGGCCCAGUAUCACAGUCUCAAAGUGGAGUACGAUAAACUAGCCAAUGAAAAGACGGAGAUGCAGCGUCACUACGUCAUGUACUAUGAGAUGUCCUAUGGGCUCAACAUUGAGAUGCACAAACAGACUGAGAUUGCCAAACGCCUCAAUGCAAUUCUGGCGCAGAUCAUGCCAUUCUUGUCACAAGAGCAUCAACAGCAGGUGGCUCAGGCUGUUGAGCGAGCCAAGCAGGUGACGAUGACCGAGCUGAAUGCUAUCAUCGGGGUACGUGGACUUCCCAAUCUGCCUCUCACUCAGCAGCAGCCGCCUCAUAGUAUCUACCCAGCCCUCAUGCAGCAGCAGCUCCAGGCUCAGCACCUCUCUCACGCUGCCCACGGCCCCCCAGUGCAGCUGCCCCCUCACCCUUCAGGCCUGCAGCCGCCCGGCCUCCCCCCCGUGACAGGCGCUGGCUCCGGCCUGCUGGCUCUGGGCGCUCUUGGCAGCCAGGCCCACCUGCCUGUAAAGGAUGAGAAGAACCACCACGACCUGGAGCACCGAGGCCCCUCAUCUUUUCACUCGCCUCUGGCCAUUCUGAAAGAACGCGAGUCGAGCACGAAUAACUCGGUGUCGCCAUCAGACAGCCUGCGGGCAGCGAGUGAGAAGCACCGCGGUUCUUCAGACUACGGUCUUGACUCAAAGAAACGCAAAGUGGACGACAAAGAUAGCAUGAGCAGAUAUGACAGUGAUGGAGACAAAAGUGACGACCUGGUGGUGGAUGUUUCUAACGAGGAUCCAGCCACCCCUCGAGUCAGCCCGGCUCACUCUCCUCCUGAGAACGGCCUGGAUAAAUCACGAGUCCUGAAGAAGGAUGCUGCCCCCAACAGCCCCGCCUCUGUUGCCUCCUCGGGCAGCACGCCGUCCUCCAAAGCAAAGGACCACGCCCAUAAUGACAAGUCAUCCACACCAAGCCUGAAGUCCAACACACCUACACCAAGGAAUGAGGCGCCAACACCAGGAACCAGCACCACUCCGGGACUACGGCCUCCAACGAUGGGAAAACCACUGGGCAUGGAGGCAAUAGCUGCCCCGGCCCUGCGUACCCCUCUGUCCAUCGCAGGUUCUUACGCCACUCCAUUUGCCAUGAUGGGUCACCAUGAGAUGAACGGAUCCCUGACGAGUCCCGGCGUCUAUCCGGGUCUCAUUUCACCUCAGAUGAGCGCUGCAGCCGCUGCCGCCUACGGACGCUCACCAAUUGCGGGGUUUGACCCUCAUCCUCACAUGAGAGCUCCAGGCCUGCCAGCCAGCCUCACUUCCAUUUCUGGAGGAAAACCAGCUUAUUCCUUUCAUGUAAGUGCUGAUGGUCAAAUGCAGCCCGUGCCCUUUCCUCCUGAUGCACUGAUCGGCCCGGGCAUCCCACGCCACGCUCGCCAAAUCAACACGCUGAGCCACGGGGAAGUGGUCUGCGCCGUCACCAUCAGCAACCCCACACGUCACGUCUAUACCGGCGGCAAAGGGUGUGUCAAGAUCUGGGACAUCAGCCAGCCGGGCAGCAAGAGCCCAGUGUCCCAGCUCGACUGUCUGAACAGGGACAAUUACAUCCGCUCCUGCAAGCUGUUGCCUGAUGGCCGCACCCUCAUAGUGGGUGGCGAGGCCAGCACGCUGACCAUCUGGGACCUGGCCUCGCAGACUCCCCGCAUAAAGGCCGAGCUCACUUCCUCCGCUCCUGCCUGCUAUGCUCUGGCCAUCAGCCCUGACGCUAAGGUCUGCUUCUCCUGCUGCUCCGAUGGAAACAUUGCCGUGUGGGACCUCCACAACCAGACCCUCGUCAGGCAGUUCCAGGGCCACACAGACGGAGCCAGCUGUAUCGACAUCUCCCACGACGGGACCAAGCUGUGGACCGGAGGCCUCGACAACACCGUGCGCUCCUGGGACCUGAGAGAGGGCCGCCAGCUCCAGCAGCAUGACUUUACCUCACAGAUCUUCUCGUUGGGCUACUGUCCCACUGGGGAGUGGCUCGCUGUGGGAAUGGAGAGCAGUAAUGUGGAGGUUCUUCACCACACCAAGCCUGACAAGUACCAGCUGCACCUGCAUGAAAGCUGCGUCCUCUCACUUAAGUUCGCCUACUGUGGUAAAUGGUUUGUGAGCACAGGGAAGGACAACCUGCUGAACGCCUGGAGGACUCCUUACGGUGCCAGCAUCUUCCAGUCGAAGGAGUCGUCCUCCGUCCUGAGCUGCGACAUCUCGGCAGAUGACAAAUACAUCGUGACAGGAUCCGGGGACAAGAAGGCCACCGUCUACGAGGUCAUCUACUGAGUCCUGCUCUGCUCCAGCACUUCUACUGAGACGACGUUUCCUUUUCCUCUCACCAACCAUCUGUGGACUACAGCAGAUUUCUCAACCUGUUUUCACGGAGACUGGAGGCGCUCUCUGCCUGAGGAAGCUUCUUCUGGAACAUAGUUAACCUUUUUUGUCCUGAUAUUGUGGAGGGUUUAUUUUUGGGUUGCACAUUUUCGUGACUUCUGAAUUUUUUCUUUCUGGAAUAUUUGUGUGAAACCCGUUGAAGCGGCGCUUCAUUUCUGAGGAACUCAUUGCCCAGACGUCUUGUGCAAAGUGUACAUACUGGAUUACAUAGAAGACAUUUUAUAUAUAUUAUAAAAAUAUAUAUAUUUUCAUGUCCUGGUUGUACUUGUGAUGAUUUUUUUGGCCCACUCUGUCUUAUGACCAUGAUAUACGAGUGGGAGAUCAGAACAUAGAUUAGAACUUUUUAACAGUUUUACUCUUUGAUUUUAUUAAAGCACAUUCUGCAGCUGAUCUUUUCAGAAAUCAAACUUGAGGAGCACGAAAUUUGUAAACAAGGAUGCUUUGUGGAAAUUUUCAGAUGGCCUUUUGUUCAGUGCUCUUACCCGAGGAUGUGGUUGGAUGUGGAACUCAGAGCCUCUGGCUGCUUCAGACCGCCGUGGGACGCUGUGAUUCAGGAAGAGAGAUGGAUGUAAAUUUAAUUCAUAUAUAUAAAAGAAAAACAUUUUAAAGUGUACUAAGUGGUCUGUCUGUGCUAUCUUUCUCCCCGUUUGUUUUACUUUGUUAGAUUCUGGGAGGUAGGGAACGUUUAGCCUAACCCUUGGACCUUAGUUGGCAGCAGAAGCACGGCAACGGACUGAACGACGAUGUGCUUCUCGCUACAUAACGUGGAUUUUGAAUCGCUUCAUUGAUUUCUUGGCGACAGACUGAACUCAAACAGACCAAUCUGCACUAUUGGAACCCCUCUGCCCGUUGUAUCUUAUCAAUAUUCCAGGAACAUGUGUGGCUGGCCGUGACGCCGAGGCAGACAGACGUUUGACCUGAUCGACGACACACAUCAGUGUGUCUCUGUAAACGCCUGAGAGGAACGGCACUGAGAUGUAAACACAACAAGAAAUACUCCCUUUAGCAAAUCAGACGCGAGUACAGUGAAUAAUUGUGGUUUUACACUGUGCUCUCGAUCCUGUCAGCAUUUCCCACCAGAAUAUAAAAUGGGUGAAAUGCACCAGUCCCUCUGAAUCACACCAAAGUAUGUAGCAAAUGCUGUCAGCACUGAAAAGAAAUGUACAGUUGUUAAUAAAUCAAUAAAACUGUUUUUCUAGAA